Fukomys damarensis (Damara mole-rat) is the source of this 2052-nucleotide messenger RNA. RefSeq names its product cleavage factor polyribonucleotide kinase subunit 1 (gene Clp1). The transcript is spliced from 3 exons. The coding region runs from base 415 to 1692 and encodes 425 amino acids. Gene Ontology annotation, biological process: tRNA splicing, via endonucleolytic cleavage and ligation. Lineage: Eukaryota; Metazoa; Chordata; Mammalia; Rodentia; Bathyergidae. Gene Ontology annotation, molecular function: polynucleotide 5'-hydroxyl-kinase activity. The record is from RefSeq and is a predicted model, not a curated record. Gene Ontology annotation, cellular component: mRNA cleavage factor complex; nucleus.
AAUUUCUCCCACUUGCUGGCUUGGGGGUUAGGCAAGCUAAGCACGUAGGUCUUAGCUGAUGAUGGCCCUGCGCUUGUGCCCGGGGAAUGAGACGCUGACCAGCCUGGGCACCGCAAACGCCCCGCCCACCUUGACGUCACGAGCGCAACAAUCCCCAACUACAUCUCCCAGAGAGCUAAGCGGCUGCGCGGGCGCGCCCGUCCCCCCACCCCGUUCUGCCACAACUACGCGUCCCAAGAGGCACCGCGCGCCCUUGCCUCCUUGCACUGCGCAAGAGCGGAAGUGCGUGCGUUUCUAGCGUACUUCUAGGAGGCCGGUGCGCUUUGUACCUUCGUUUGGGUCCUGUGCUGAGAGGCGUCUGGCAUUACCGGUUUGGGCUUGUGGUUCCACAGCCACAAGGGCCACGCUGCAAAGAUGGGCGAGGAGGCCAACGAUGACAAGAAGCCCACGACCAAAUUUGAACUAGAACGAGAAACGGAACUGCGCUUCGAGGUGGAGGCGUCGCAGUCGGUUCAGCUGGAGCUGUUGGCUGGCAUGGCAGAGAUCUUUGGCACAGAGCUGACCCGAAACAAGAAGUUCACCUUUGACGCCGGGGCCAAGGUGGCUGUUUUCACUUGGCAUGGCUGCUCUGUGCAGCUUAGUGGCCGCACCGAGGUGGCCUACGUCUCCAAGGACACCCCUAUGUUGCUUUACCUCAACACUCACACGGCCCUGGAGCAGAUGCGGAGGCAGGCAGAGAAGGAAGAGGAGCGCGGCCCCCGAGUGAUGGUUGUGGGCCCCACAGAUGUGGGCAAGUCCACAGUAUGUCGGCUGCUGCUCAACUACGCAGUGCGUUUGGGCCGCCGUCCUACUUACGUGGAGCUGGAUGUGGGCCAGGGCUCUGUGUCCAUCCCUGGCACCAUGGGAGCCCUGUACAUCGAGCGGCCUGCAGAUGUGGAAGAAGGUUUCUCUAUCCAGGCCCCGCUGGUCUAUCAUUUUGGCUCCACCACUCCCGGAACCAACAUCAAGCUGUACAAUAAGAUCACAUCCCGCCUUGCAGAUGUGUUUAACCAGCGGUGCGAGGUGAACCGGAGGGCAUCCGUGAGUGGCUGUGUCAUAAACACGUGCGGCUGGGUCAAGGGCUCGGGCUACCAGGCGCUAGUGCAUGCAGCCUCUGCCUUUGAGGUGGACGUAGUCGUGGUGCUGGACCAGGAGCGGCUAUACAACGAGCUCAAGCGGGACCUGCCUCACUUCGUGCGCACCGUGCUGCUCCCCAAGUCUGGGGGCGUGGUGGAGCGCUCGAAGGACUUCCGGCGGGAGUGCAGGGACGAGCGCAUCCGAGAGUACUUCUAUGGCUUCCGGGGCUGCUUCUACCCCCACGCCUUCAACGUCAAGUUUUCCGAUGUGAAGAUCUACAAGGUCGGCGCCCCCACCAUCCCCGACUCCUGUCUCCCGCUGGGCAUGUCCCAGGAGGACAACCAGCUCAAGCUGGUGCCCGUCACCCCGGGCCGGGACAUGGUUCACCACCUGCUGAGCGUCAGCACGGCCGAGGGCACUGAGGAGAACCUCUCGGAGACCAGCGUGGCCGGCUUUAUCGUGGUGACCAGCGUGGACCUGGAGCACCAGGUGUUCACGGUGCUGUCUCCUGCGCCCCGCCCUCUGCCCAAGAACUUCCUGCUCAUCAUGGAUAUCCGGUUCAUGGACCUCAAGUAGGGGCAGGCAGGAGGCUGCGCCCCUCCGUAAGAAGCACAUAUUCAGCCUCUGGCACCAGACUUCUGAUCUGGAGCCAGAGCGGGCCAUGAAGAUGUGACUGCCUUUUUGGAUCAUCCAGGAUGCUCUUUGGAACUCUUAAGGCCUUGGAGAAUUUCUCCUUUGUCACUGUGCCUCUAUUUGGACUAUUUUUGUUUUUUCCAAUACCAGGGAUCAAUCUCAGGACCUUGCACUUGCCAGGCAGGCGAGGUACCACUGAGCUACAUCUCCCGCCCUCUAAUUGGACUAUUCUUAAUUACUACUUUGUAUGAAAUAUAUACAACUGUGUAUCUUAUUUAUUCAGGAUAAAAGGAUACAUUAGAG